Molecule: messenger RNA, 753 nt
Organism: Lolium rigidum
Lineage: Eukaryota; Viridiplantae; Streptophyta; Magnoliopsida; Poales; Poaceae
Product: probable glutathione S-transferase GSTU6
Exons: 2
Coding region: 1-711 (236 amino acids)
Biological process (GO): glutathione metabolic process
Cellular component (GO): cytoplasm
Molecular function (GO): glutathione transferase activity
Source: RefSeq, a predicted model, not a curated record
AUGGCCGGAGGAGGAAACGGCGAAGUGAAGCUGCUCGGCAUGUGGGCAAGCCCGUUCGUCCUGCGAGUGCGGCUGGCGCUCAGCCUUAAGGGCGUGAGCUACGAGUACGUCGAGGAGGACCUCAAGAGCAAGAGCGAGCUGCUCCUCAAGUCCAACCCCGUCCACACCAAGGUGCCGGUGCUGAUCCACAACGGCAAGCCCGUCUGCGAGUCGUCGGUGAUCCUGCAAUACAUCGACGAGGCCUUCGCCGGCAUCGGCCCUUCUCUUCUCCCGGCGGAUCCCCAUGACCGUGCCGUUGCUCGCUUCUGGGCCGCAUACAUUGACGACAAGCUCCUGAAAGCGUCGAGCCAGGCGUCGAGCGGCAAGACGGAGGAGGAGAAGGCGGAGGGAGCGAAGCAGGCGGCCGCCGCGGUGGAGACCCUGGAGGGAGCCCUGAAGGAGUGCUCCAAGGGCAAACCAUUCUUCGGUGGUGACAGUGCUGGGUACGUGGACCUCAUGCUCGGCGGCCUCCUCCCUUGGGUUCACGUGGGCGACGCGGUGAAGGGCGUCAAAACCUUCGACCCUGCCACGACUCCGCUCUUGGCCGCGUGGGCGGACAGCUUCGGCGCCUUGGACGCGGUCGAGCCGGUCAUGCCGGAAGUCGGCAAGCUCGUUGAGUUUGCCAUGGCGAUGAUGUCUCACGCCGCCGCUGCCGCCGCUGCAACUAACUGAAGAAGCAUACCUCUCCUUUUUAUGCAUCUAUGCUCAAUCGUG